Planococcus citri (citrus mealybug) is the source of this 1248-nucleotide messenger RNA. RefSeq lists its product as uncharacterized. The coding region runs from base 14 to 1129 and encodes 371 amino acids. The record is from RefSeq and is a predicted model, not a curated record. Lineage: Eukaryota; Metazoa; Arthropoda; Insecta; Hemiptera; Pseudococcidae. The transcript is spliced from 3 exons.
CGUAUGGUUAAAUAUGUUCAGAAUGAAAUACGAUCCUUCAGAAUUGAUUGUGAGAAACGUAACGUAUGAGAUUCGUCGAAAUACAAAAGAACAAAUCCCGCCUAAAUGUAAAGACAACCAGUACACUUUGGGAUCUGAAGUCUACAAAGAUACUAUCGAGGGUACUGUGGAAUCGUUAUAUGCCAACCAAGCAAAAAUAUUUGAAGAAUUCAAAGCACCAUCUGUGACACCGCCUUGCGAAGGCGAGAAAUGCCCACUUCCACAGCCAAAUCCCUGUGAAAAUAACAACGAUUGUUUGGACAAAUAUUCAUUAAUACCAAUUGAUCAGUUCCAUUUAUUCCGUAAUCGGCCUUUAUUAUGCUCAAACCUAUUCACAACCCCAAUCUGGAAAGACGCGACCAAAGGAGCAUUGGAAAAAUUGGACCGAUAUUUAUACGCAUUAUUCAAAUUUUUGGACGAAAAACGAUUGCACGUCAUUGCUGGAGUCAGCCCAACUCAGUUAAUGCUACCGUUGAAGAAUCAAUCACCAAAAAAAGAAUCAAAAAAAGAACCAGUAUUCCUCGAUCAUAAAAACAAAAAAAUCCCUGUACCAAAAUUCGUCUAUAAGCUGGUCAAAUAUUAUCCAAGAGCUUGCGAUUCUAAAGACAAAAGUUGCGAAUACGCGGUCAUGUUUAUUGCUCAUAAUGAUCCUAAUUUCAAGCCCAAAGACAAGAUUUGUCCUGGAAAGGAAGAUUUUACAACAACUUUGGGGUGGAAUGCAAUAACAACGGAUAUCGGCGGAAAACAAUACAACAAUAUUUACGCUUGUCCGAAUGACAAAAAAGUGUUGAAAGAAAUAUAUUCAUUUAAAACUAUUCUUCCCUCUACGCCGAGUCCGACGCCGACGUCUAAGAAUUUAAAUUUGCAGAAAUUUCCUGUUUACGAUAAAAGCACUAAUACUGUCGAUGAAAACAACGAUUUUGUGGGACAAGUUGAUGCUAUGUUUAAUCAACUGGCUACAAAUGGAGAAAGACUAGAAUUUAAGGAUAUAAUAACGUGGUACCAAGAAGAUAGUGAGAAUGUUGAAGACAUGGAUGAGGAUUCAGAGUUAGAGUCGGACUCGCCAAAAGCUGAAAGUCCUAGAAACUGAUGUCAAGUUUUUAAUACUGUUUAUCACUAUUGAUAAGGUAAUUAUUUAAUUUUAUAAUUUAGAGUUUACAGCAUAAAUUAGCGUUUUCGUGAAAUUACAUGUAGAUUAAUUUUAAUAGG